Molecule: messenger RNA, 2376 nt
Organism: Petromyzon marinus (sea lamprey)
Lineage: Eukaryota; Metazoa; Chordata; Hyperoartia; Petromyzontiformes; Petromyzontidae
Source: RefSeq, a predicted model, not a curated record
CACUGCUCACUGACACACUGCUCACUGACUUCCACUGACACACUUACUGACACACUGCUCACUGACACACUCGCGCACCUGUGUUGUCGAGCCUGUAGAGAGAGAGAGUCCAUCACUCUCCGCCGCUCACCCGCGGGUCUCACCGAGUGACUCAGAUAAAACAAAAAGGUCGGAUAUCACCUCGUCCACCUCGUCCACCUCCUCCGCCUCGUUCAUUCAAAGUCGCCGCGACUUCCACCCGCGGCCGAUAUGGAAAACAGCGGCCCACGGCGGGACAGCUGUGGCAACAACAGCAGCAGUAGCAGCAACAACAGCAGCAGCAGCAGCCCACGGGGAGACCCGCGAGAAUUGGGGGUCGCCCCGGGGGUGGACCUUGGGGGGGAGCGCGGAUGUGACGCGGCGGGGGGCGCGGAGGACCCCCCCCUGUACGUGCAGCAGCUGUACAGGCUGCUGGGCCAGGCCGAGGCGGACACUUUCCUGUUCCCACGAUUGAAGUCGAGCGAGCAGCGAACUCCCAAAGGGACCCCCGCCGAGGGGACCCGGAAGGUCCCAGAGCGCGGCGCGCGAGCCGAGCGCGCGUGGCAGGCGAUGUGCGACCGCUCCCGACUCCGCUUCGAGCAACUCCAGCUCCACACAGCCCCUGUGCACCUGUCGGAGGAGCUGUCCGCGGUGCUGAUCUCCAGACUCCGCCAGCAGGAGGCGCAGCGGCGCUCGCGCCUUCUCCUCCUGCAGGGCGCCAACUGGGACAGGCAAUGCAGGGGGGCGGGGGUCCUGGGCCGAGACCCCCGCCGGGACCCCUGCGGCGGGGGGUUCAGUCCCGCCUGGUUCCUCCUCCCGGCGAUCGGCGAGCAGCAGAGGCAGCAGGCCAUCUGUCAAACGCACGCCGGUGACCGUGGCCUCAAUCCCCCCACAAGGGUGGGGGGCGGGGGCCCUGCGGGGACCCAUGGGGAAGGGAAGCGCCCCAGGGUUCGCUACAGAUUCCUCUCGGAGACAACAAACAACACCCCCAUGAUGGGGGGCCGCGCCGGUAGCAAGGGGACCGCAAGUUGGGGGGCACGGUACCCCCGGAAGAAAGUCGGCACUCACACCGAGGAAUCGCCGCCGAAACCCUCGUCGAUCCCCGCGCAGGACCCCUCUGGGGACCCCUGCGGAGACCCCCGGCAAGCGGGAGACCUGUGGGAGCCGCUGUCCCUGCCCGCGCUCGAGGCGCACGGCCGCGUGGUGCGGGCGCUGGGGCGCGGCGCGUUCCGGAACGGCGCGGCGCGCGUGUGGCUCGUGGACGAGGCAGCCGGCUCGGUCGGCGCUCGCCGCUUCUCCUGAAUGCCGUUACGCGGCAAGUCCUCGCUUAGCGCGGUAGAUGCGUUCCUAAAAAGUGUCGCGUCAAGCGGGGGGAAAACACGAUUCCCCAUAAAUAAUGUAGCGAUAACGUUCGGCGAGAAACGACGUACAACUACGCACACACGCAGCGAGAUGGCGUGACAAAUACCUGAGGGUUUGCCGCCGCAUUACUGUAUCAUUCUGCGUGUUGUAUCGUACCGCUCAGCCGCGCAGCUAAAGAAAGUAGUUCGUUGUCGACUACUCAUAAACCGCGUUAGAAAAGGCGCGUUCCGCGUUAUAAUGGUGCGCGUUCGGCGUUGUGGGAAAGCGUUUCCUAAUUGAAGAACCGCAUUGUAGCAAGGACGCAUUGUGUGAACACCGUGCGUUAAGCAAGGACUUACCUAUAUCACCUGAAAGUUAAAGUUACAGACUUGUUUACGCCACGCUCGGGUGUCCUUAUACUCAGAGGCGCGGGAAACUACAGACGAGCGGGAAAGGCAGCCAGAAUCGGUGCUACGAACAAUCGCCCAAGCUCUGUGAUCCUACAUUUGGAUGUUUGGCCAACUCCGUUAAUGCGUGGUGAUACCACACGGGAAGAGAGCCGAGUGCCUAGAGUAGGCCCAGGGGAGUGAUGCUCAAUCACAGAUGGAGACAGACGGAGAUGAAUCCGCUUGGUGUACCGCCUUGCCUGACGAGCCAGGGCAUGGGCACAUCCUCGACGUGCACAGGAAGGGAGUUGCACAGCCCAUCUGUGUGUGAUCCACCAACCCCCGCUGCUGUUUCCACAAGUGCUGGACUACAAGGCAGCCGCGUGCAGCAGCGGAGCCACCGCCCUGCGUGGGUUCCAGUUUUGCGAAGGUUUAUUAAAUCAUGUGAAGAUAUACGUUGUGAAAAAUCGAUCAUGUACUAUAAGGAAUCAAACGUAGCAGUAAAUAUCACGCCAGCUAGAGGCUGGCCACGUGGCUCAGUAAAUAUGAACAAGGCCCCUCCCGUGCCGCCCGUGUGCCAGGUCGCGUCUCUCCUGCACCGCCAUGGAUAAUUAAACUCGCUCACACUCGU